Molecule: messenger RNA, 399 nt
Organism: Solanum verrucosum
Lineage: Eukaryota; Viridiplantae; Streptophyta; Magnoliopsida; Solanales; Solanaceae
Exons: 2
Coding region: 1-399 (132 amino acids)
Molecular function (GO): nucleic acid binding
Source: RefSeq, a predicted model, not a curated record
AUGAUUGACAGUUAUCGAGGUUGGCAUGAGAUAUUGCCAUAUGCUUUGUUGGGAUACAGAACGACUAUUAGGACAUCAAUCGGAGAACCUCUAUACCUGUUAGUAUAUGGAACAGAAGCAGUUAUACCUGCCGAAGUUGAGAUACCUUCAUUAAGAAUCAUCCAAGAAGCUGAAUUGAGUGAUGUUGAAUGGGUUCGCAAGUGGAUUGACCAAUUAACAUUGAUUGAUGAAAAGAGAAUGGUUGUGGAUGAGUACAAAGGGAAAUUUGUACCAAAUUGGCAAGGACCCUAUAUGGUUCGCAAAGUGUUAUCUGGAGGUGCCUUGGUCCUGUCGGAUAUGGAUGGCAUCGAAUGGCCGAAAUCGAUCAACUCAGAUGUUGUCAAGAGAUACUAUGUGUGA